AUGUCUAAUCUCGUGAACAAACUUACGGAUAAGCUUUCAGGCAACCACCACCACGACCAACAAGGUGACGAUUACGACGACUUCCAGAGUUCUGGUCGCGGCGGAGGCUCCAACUACGGCCAAGGCCAAACUGGCCAGCAUGGCGGCAAUCAAUAUGGUGGCAGCGGUAGCUACGACCAAUAUGGUUCACAAGGUGGCCAGGGUGGCCGUGGAGGCCAAGGCUAUGGAAGCCAACAAAAUUACGGGGAAAAUUACUCCGGUAGCGGUGGAGACAGUAAUUUUUCUGACGAAUACGACAACCAAUUGAACGACAGGGUGCGGAACAAGAUGGGUGACGAGUACACAAACGAUGAAUGGAGUGGCAACCGUCACGCCCAGGGAUUCGAUAGCAGCGGCGUGAAAACUAAGGACCAAAAGUGGUAA
Molecule: messenger RNA, 423 nt
Organism: Ogataea parapolymorpha DL-1
Lineage: Eukaryota; Fungi; Ascomycota; Pichiomycetes; Pichiales; Pichiaceae
Exons: 1
Coding region: 1-423 (140 amino acids)
Source: RefSeq, a predicted model, not a curated record